AUGAUAAAUUCAGCUGAUGAUCGUCGUAUGAAAAAUAAUAAUAACGAUGUGCGAGUGGCAGUUUUAGAACAACGUGUACGAGAAUUAGAAGCUGCUGUCAUUCCAGGUCAAGCACCAUCAACAUCAUUAGCUGCUGCUUCUUCCUUUAUCAUUCCUGUCAUAGGUUCCAAAAAUUCAUCACGUAUUCUUCGUUCAACUUCCGGUCAGUUUGUAGUUUCGGCUGCAGCAACACCAGUAACUCAACAAUUGAUGGCUCAGGAAGUAGUUGACAAAGAAAUUGAAGUUGAAAGAUUGCAAUCAUUAUUACGCAAAUGUUAUUCACGAAUGGAAUUACGGCAAGUACAAUAUGAUGAGGAAGUGAAUGAAUUUCGUCGUGAGUCUGAAGAAGCUAAAUUGCAAUUGACAAAAGUGAAGGCUCGAUUAAGUGAACUGGAAAAGGAAUGUGUUGCAUAUCGUGAAAAAGCAAUGGCUGUUGAUGCUAAUCGUAACAGUACUGUUGCAUCAUCCUUAGAAAAGAUUGCUGUUCAGGAGCGAGAAAUUGCAAUGUUAAGGAAUGAUUUGGAACGACAUAUGCAACUGGUGAAAAAUUUGGAGCGAGUAAAGAAGGAAUAUGAAUUUUUGGAAUUACAAAAUGAAGCGCUGAAUGCAAAACUUGAUUCGAAGGAAGCUACUAUUCGUGAUCUGGAAGAUAAUAUUCAUGCAAUGAAAAUGGAUGCAUCUCGUAAAAUGGAAAGUGGUUCAGUGACACCUAAAGCGGGCGCUUUCUCAUUAUUCGAUGUCGAACCAACGAAAUUUCUCGGUACCUCAAAGGAAUCGAAUGUACGGGAAGCGAAAAACGAUCGAUUAUCAUUUUCAUCAUCCUCAGUGACAGUAGCAACAGCAGCAGCAGAAGGUUUAGGAUCAUCAAAAAGAGUUGAAAAAUCAUCAUCUCUAAUAUUAUCUGAUUCGGAUACUGAUGAUAAGCUUCAACUUUCUGCAUCAACAUCGAAAUUAAUCCGAAUGCAGCUAAAUAGAACAUUAGAAUGUCGAUUAUUGGCUAAAUGUUUGAAGGAUGUAGCUGCAAAAGCGAUUACCGGGGAUGCACCAAGUGUCAAUCGUUUGUUAGGAUGUCGAAGUGAUUCGAUGUCAGAAUCGGAACCAGAACCUGUAAUGAAUGAUGCAAGUAUAAUGUCAUCAAAUUGUGCUGAACGACAUAUUCGAAAGAUUACGGAAGAUUUGGAACGAAUUGAGAAAGAUUUAAAUUCAUUGCGUGAAAGUUUUGUGGAAUAUUAUCAGAAGAAAAUUGCGGAUGAACUAAAAGAAGACGAAUCAUGCCGUAUUCAAUAAGCAAUUUUGUUUAAUAUAUUUCUUUAAGUGCGGAUACAUUUGAUGGGUCAGCAGUUUAUCAGGAAAAUUUCA
Molecule: messenger RNA, 1398 nt
Organism: Loa loa (African eye worm)
Lineage: Eukaryota; Metazoa; Nematoda; Chromadorea; Rhabditida; Onchocercidae
Exons: 8
Coding region: 1-1326 (441 amino acids)
Source: RefSeq, a predicted model, not a curated record